CGGCGGUUCUCAUCGGCUUGCAGAAGUCAUGGGGAGUGACGAUCGAGGGGUGGACGAAAGGAGCGGACUGUAACGUGUUGAGCCUCAGCACCCGCAUUGGAUGUGACGGCAGAGGCAUGAUUUCCAUGCUAGAUCUUUCUAGCCUCAACUUGACCGGCUCCAUUCCCGAAAGCAUCACCUCGCUCUCGUCUCUCUCGGACUUAAGGUUGAGCACAAAUGAGCUCUCUGGGUCCAUUCCAGCUGUUAUUGGAAAAAUGCGCUCCUUGAAAAACGUGAAUAUCUCCUAUAACUCUUUGACCGGCUCCAUUCCCGACAGCAUCACCCUCCUCACGGGACUAACGGCAUUACGUCUAAGUGAGAAUCAGCUCUUCGGGUCUAUUCCAGCUGGACUUGAACGCCUCACUGCCUUAUCGGUCCUGUCCCUAGGAAGCAACUCUUUUUCUGGUUCUGUUCCCGACAGCCUUACCUUGCUGACUUCCCUCGCUGCACUAAACCUUAGCAUGAAUAACAUGACGGGGACAAUUCCAGCUGGAAUUGGGAACAUGGCUUCGUUGGCUGUAUUGGAUCUGGGGUACAACCUUUUGACUGGCUCCGUUCCAAAAAGCCUCUCUUUGCUCACUGCGCUCAAGUUAAUGAGCCUCAAUAACAACACUUUGAAUGGCUUCAUUCCCAACAUCUUCUCCUCUCUCCCUGCACUCUUUUUCCUGCGUCUUGACGACAAUUCUUUCUCAGGCUCGAUUCCUAUCAGCCUCUCAACGCUCACUGGAACCAUAUUCUUAGGAAUAAGCCUCAAUCAACUCACAGGGUCGAUACCAGCUGGGAUUGGAAACAUGACGUCUUUGCAGAUACUGGAUCUGGGGAACAACCUUCUAACCGGCUCCAUUCCAAACAGCCUCGCUUCACUCACUUCACUUGAAGCCUUAUCCUUAAGGACGAAUCGUCUGAGCGGACCUUUACCAGAAGCCUUUAGCAAUCUGUCCACCAUGCGGGCCAUAGAUCUCAGAGAGAAUAUCUUGAGUGGGUCCAUUCCUGCGACGAUUGGCAGCAUGACUAGCUUGGAAUAUCUGAUAGUGUCACUCAACAAUUUCACUGGAUCCAUUCCAACAACAUUGGCUCGCCUCACCCGUCUCACAUAUCUAGAUAUGAGUGCCAAUCACCUCCGCGGCUCCAUUCCUGCUGUUCUUGGCACGUUUACUGGCUUGGAGUAUCUGUAUCUUGAUAACAACAGCUUUUCUGGACCGGUCCCAGAAUCGCUUAUGGAGAUCACCAACUUAUGGCAGAUGAAAGUGUCCCACAACAACCUCAGUGGGCCCAUUCCCAUCACCACGCAGAGCCUUGCCAGAAUUCAAGCCCUGCACAUGAACGAUAACCAGCUCUCUGGGAGUAUUCCAGGCAUCGUCAACCUCCCUGGGCUGAUCGAACUGGAUCUUGCCAACAACAUGCUUAAUGGCUCCAUUCCCGAGUUCCUCAAUCAGUCCUCUGCACUCACCAGCAUCGUGUUUAGUGGCAAUCAGCUAAGCGGCUCCAUCCCAUCCUCCAUCGCCUAUGCCAGUCACCUCCAACUCCUGUGGUUGGACAAUAAUAAAUUGAGCGGGCCUUUGCCUGACACGUUUGGGACUCUAUCCGAGCUUUCCUCCUUGAGAUUCAACGCUACGAGCCUCAAUGGAACGCUGCCAAGCUCGCUGGGAGGCUUCACGUCGCUUGACUCACUGAACAUAAGUGGCACCGGCCUCACAUGCCCUGCUGACCACACCAGCUGUGGUCCCUCCCAAUCGCUCAACUCAUCAUUCUGCCAGGCGUGUCCCUCCUUCUGCCAAACCUGCGGCACUCCAGAUGUUACCAGCAGCAGCGGCAGUGGCAGCGACUCUUCUUCCCCAGCAGCAUCUGGAGGUGGUUUAACAGUGGGAGCCAUCAUUGGCAUAGUUGUUGCUGCAGUCGCCAUUCUUCUCCUGCUUCUGGCUGCCUUACUGCUCUACUUGAGGCACAAGAGGCAGCAGGGGACAGCUGGCCUGGGAGGCAGUCUGGCAGCGUCACACUGCACGGAGUUCUCACUGGAGGAGGUGCUCAAGGCCACCAACGACUGGUCGCAGGACAACCUGCUUGGCUCGGGUGCCUUUGGUGAUGUCUACAAGGGCGUCUCUCCCCGCGAUGGCACCACACCCUGGGCUGUCAAGCGCGCAAAGCUCAUUGACGCAAGCUUCCAGAAGGAGGUCCAGCAAAUGGCCAACAAGAACCAUCCCAACAUCGUGCGCCUGCUUGGGUUUGCAGUGGGAGGGGACGUGAGGUCACAGGGAGAGCAGGUCUUGAUAUACGAGUUUGUGCCCAACGGUGACCUCCACAAGUGGAUCGAUCCAGAUUCAGCUACUUCUAUGAGCCUGAGGCAGCGGCUGGAUGUUCUUAUCGGUGCAGCGCAUGGUUUGGAGUAUCUCCAUAGCUUUCGCGUUGUGCAUCGCGACAUUAAACCCGCCAACAUCCUCAUCACCGCCGACAUGCAGGCCAAGAUUGCAGACUUUGGCCUUUUGAGGGUGGGAGAGGGCACGACAGUGGGCACGACUCGAGUGAUGGGAACACCGGGCUUUGUGGAUCCCAUCUACUCCAAGACGUCAAAGGCCACCACCGCCAGUGAUGUCUACAGCUUUGGUGUGCUCAUGCUUGUGGUGCUCACUGGACGCCCUCCUUCCUCUCAGUCUGCUGAGGAGACCAAACACAUCCUCGAAGUG
Messenger RNA from Closterium sp. Naga37s-1, 2720 nucleotides. The record is from the annotation of a GenBank genome assembly. Lineage: Eukaryota; Viridiplantae; Streptophyta; Zygnematophyceae; Desmidiales; Closteriaceae.